This is a messenger RNA of Colletotrichum acutatum, 772 nucleotides long. RefSeq lists its product as uncharacterized. NCBI's taxonomy places the organism in Eukaryota, Fungi, Ascomycota, Sordariomycetes, Glomerellales, Glomerellaceae. The coding region runs from base 104 to 664 and encodes 186 amino acids. The transcript has a single exon. The record is from RefSeq and is a predicted model, not a curated record.
CUACGCGCGAAUCUAACCGCCGCGACACGGACUAUACGUCAUCAAGAAAUCACCUUCAUCCCAAGCUUUUCCGACCCAAAGCGCGCGCGCGAAAGAGAGAACGAUGCCCCUCCUUCCUCGCCAAACCACCACGAACGGCGUUGUCGUGGUCCCCGCCACGUACGGCGGCUGGUCGAGCCUCGGCGCCGGCGCGAUCGUGGGCAUCACCCUUGGCGCCGUCGCAGGGUUCCUGCUCGUGCUGUGGAUGGUUUACACCUGUCUCAACUUUGGCCGACCCGUCGAGGCCUCGUCUUCGUCGGUGUACACGGGUACCGCGUCGGUCGUCUCUGUGCGGCGGCAGCGGUCCAAGAGCCGGCAUCGGCAUCGUAAACAUCGGAGCCCGCGGGCGAGGGUGAUUGCGACGGAGGAGGUGCGGGUUAGGGAGAGCGUGAGCCGGCCGCCGGCACCGGGCGGUCCGAUUAUUGUUGAGGCGGCGCCGCCGCCGCCGAUGCAGGAGCGGAGACACAGUCGGGCUCCGCCGCCAAGGAUCGUGACGGAUGAUGAGGAAGACGAGGUUGUGGUGAUUGAGGAGCAUUCGCCGUCGGAUAGGAGGAGACGGCGUCAUAGUAGCUCACGGCGGCACAGUCACCGGGGAGAGAGCCGGCGUGGAAGCCGGGACUACUGAGUUUUUGGCCUACCUACCUACCCAGCGCCCAAAAUCGCGUUGUUCUUUUUUUUUUUUUCCUUUCUAGCGAAUGGAUUAUUGUUGGGACCUUUUUGGUAAUAGGUUCUA